AUGCGAAAUCGACCAAGUGAGAAGCUCGCUCUCGAGCAAAUGGUUGACGAUAAACUCCCUAUUUCAGAUUUGCAGCGAAUUCUACAACCAAUACAAGUAAACAGCAGCUCAGAAGAUGAAUUAAUAGACCGACUAGAAGAAGAAGGAGUCAUAGACGACCUUAUGCGCCGCGUAAGAGAUGCCCCAAUCGGUUUGCCUGAGCAUGUGCAAGAACCCUGCGGACUUUUGAAAUAUAUCGACAGUGAAUCGAACAAACUCGUCAACACAGACAUAAAGUAUUUGGAAGAGUGCUUGGAUCCAUGUCAAAUUUAUAUGCAUACAGAAGUUAUCAACGGAAAACUACACAUUGACACGAUUUCGGAUGACUUUCAAAGGUCCACAUUCCAAAUUCAUAUUCUUUUCAACAAACAGCGCUUUUCGACUAACCCUUUGGCAGUGACAAGAAAUCCGAAUUUCAACGAGACCUUCCUGUUCUACAUUGAUCACUCGCAGCACAGGCAGGUUCCAGACGUAGAAAAUGUUCUCAGUCUACAAGAAAGUGUCAUCGUUUUUCUCGUUGCAACAGAUAAAAGUGGGGACCAGCAAGUGAUGAGCAAAGAGUGUUUUGAAUGGAGAGCGAUUCUUGAGCAGCCACAAACGAUUAAAUUAGAAUUGAAGGGCCUUCUCAAUGAACGCGAUCUGUUGAUAGGGAAUCUUACUCUGAGAAUAUCACUUAUGCCCGCUCUGAAAUCUACAAUAUCUACCGAUGUUCUUAAAACCCAACUCUCGCUAGAAAAAAACAGAAAUACAGAAAAAGACAGACUGUUCAUGACAUUCGCCAAAAAAUGGUGGAAUGAAUUUCUACAAACUCGAUCAGAUAUCAAAGAGCGUCUCGUCAAAAUCUAUGCAUCCGAUGAAAAAAAUCGAUCAUUUCCUGUUUUCACCUACGUCUGGCCGAUAAAAAUAUCACGCGUUUUGGAUUGUCCGAGGUUGGCACAUCGCUUUGUAAGCUCGCUUGAUUGUGAAUUUGUUGCGGACAGUGGAAUCGCUGGAGAUAAUGAUAUUUGGCACUCUGCUGCGGCGCUGAUAAGCGGAAAACAAGGAAAUCACGCUAGUCACAAUGCUUUGCUUUGUUCCUUCUUGACUGGCUUCGGUUUAAAUGCGUUCGUUGCUCUUGGAGUGAAGCAAGGAAAGCCUUGGUCCUGGGUUGUGACGAUCGACGAUUCAAUCUCAUUCUGGGACGGAACGACUGGUCAACGAUUCGUCCAUGUUUUAGCUGAUCCCGAUACUCAUGAAGUGACCGGACUCGAACACCCUUAUAGAACGGUUGACUGCCUGUUCAACCACGACAGUUUCUUUGCCAAUGUACAGGUUGAUAACAGAGUUCCACUGGUGGAUUUUAAUCUGACAAACCCGCGCAAAUGGAAAGGAAUGAAUUCGUCAGCUAUAGCUGCAUUACAUUACUCCCGACCAUUCGAUCACUCGCCAAGAGGAAUAAAGAUACGGGGCUGCGAAGGUGACCCUAUUGUCCAAGCUGCUGCUAUUGAAGCGACACUAUCUACUCUUAUUGAAGACUAUAGACAUCAGCAUGAUCUUGGAACAAAAUGGGAUCAAGAACUCGGCAUGAUGCUAUCAAGUGCGAUUAAUCGUUACGAGAUGUCUGAACUCUACGGAAUCUCGGCCGAUGCGCCUGAAUUUAAUGACGCAUUAAGACGCGCUGUUCCAAAUGGGCAUACAUUCAAAGCAUUACCAAUUCGUUUACAUUCCAUUAAUCCACAGAAGAUCUUCAAUACUAUGCUCAAACGUCCUAUGUGGGAGCCACUGCUCCGUACGCGAGGAAAUGAAGCUCGCCUUGGUAUAAGAGCGAAAAUAUUUCAUUAUGCAGAAGAAAGCAUGGCCGUUUGGAUUAUUGUAGCAGCACGUUAUGCAGCGUGUCCAUAA
Messenger RNA from Oikopleura dioica, 1920 nucleotides. The record is from the annotation of a GenBank genome assembly. NCBI's taxonomy places the organism in Eukaryota, Metazoa, Chordata, Appendicularia, Copelata, Oikopleuridae.